GUUAUUGAAGGGCGAUGGUAUCAGAUAUGCGACUGCUUCGAUGCGAUGUCGACCCAUCGCCGGGAUUGCAACGAUCCCAAGUGUACCUUUUCCUCCGCCCACCCACAGCCAUCACACUGGUGCACGACACACAAUUCUUGUACCAAAAUGAUGACUCUACCAGACAAGCAGCCAAUUCGAAUCAGUCCUCUGAAAUGUGCAAAAUGCUCUAAACAAGAGGCAGAAUUGCUGUUCAAGGGUCAG
This is a messenger RNA of Cantharellus anzutake, 243 nucleotides long. RefSeq lists its product as uncharacterized. The annotation marks the transcript as partial. NCBI's taxonomy places the organism in Eukaryota, Fungi, Basidiomycota, Agaricomycetes, Cantharellales, Hydnaceae. The transcript has a single exon. The record is from RefSeq and is a predicted model, not a curated record.